Messenger RNA from Linum trigynum, 306 nucleotides. NCBI's taxonomy places the organism in Eukaryota, Viridiplantae, Streptophyta, Magnoliopsida, Malpighiales, Linaceae. The record is from the annotation of a GenBank genome assembly.
AUGCUCUCAACUGCGACUAACGAAUCCCUUGCUCCGGCGCCGUCCCUUUUCCCCUUUGAUCGACCGCCAGACACUGCAACCUCUCCGACGGCCUUCCUCUCUUCGGAUACAGGAGCCGGAACGCCUGCUACCGAAGCGGACAUGCUCAUUGACUCUAUUUCCACAGUGGUUCAUCCACGACGUCAGGAAAAUGGAGCUAAGGCGGUAAUAGCGCAGACUCAACCCGAUCCUGAUCAAGGGAGGAUGGCGGCUUCCCCGACAAAGCCCCAGGCCAAAUUCUCCUAUGCAACAGCCCUAACGGGCUAG